Messenger RNA from Cyprinodon variegatus (sheepshead minnow), 3245 nucleotides. It is a transcript of the gene ebf1a, whose product is annotated as transcription factor COE1. The transcript has 17 exons. The record is from RefSeq and is a predicted model, not a curated record. Gene Ontology annotation, molecular function: RNA polymerase II cis-regulatory region sequence-specific DNA binding; DNA-binding transcription factor activity, RNA polymerase II-specific. Bases 645 to 2444 code for a protein of 599 amino acids. Lineage: Eukaryota; Metazoa; Chordata; Actinopteri; Cyprinodontiformes; Cyprinodontidae. Gene Ontology annotation, biological process: regulation of transcription by RNA polymerase II.
CAGAGAGGGUCCGAAGUGAUUCCUCAGGGGAAGCGAGAAGAGCGCAAAUCAUCCGAGCAGGAGCGGGAGCCGCGCGGAUACCCAGGACUGCCUUCUUAAUUGCGCGUAAUCUUCCGUUUCAUCCAUCUGAGCAGGAAGGAGCACUUUUUCUCUUUCUUUUAAAGAAACGGAGCAGAAAGAAACCCCGAUUCAUCUCCUUUUCUUUUUUGCCCGUUUGUUCCAAAAGCUGACAUUUUCUGCUUGUAUUUUUGUUUUGUCUUUUUGUCACCUGUACCUUGAUCCGUGGAGGGGGAGACUGUCGCCGACUCAGCGCGCACUCUCAUCCUGCGCUCCCCCCUCACCUCCUCCUCCUCUUUCAUCGCUUCUCUUCACAGCUGCUGCCUCCCAUUCUUCCCUCGACAUGAGGAGCAGCUAACCCUGGAUGCUGACAGCUCCCCUUUUUCUUCCCACAUGUCGCAUCUUUUGUUUACUUUGAGAAGAAUGAGCGCAUCUAAACAGAAAGUGGAAUAGACCCACGCCACUUUGCUCCUGUGACAGCGCUAUCAAAGAGAGACGCCGAGAGGAGAGGAGGGGAGGAAGAGAAGAGAGGGGAAAGGAGGAGAGAGAGAGAAAGAGAGAGAGAGACGGAGUGAAGGUGCGUUUUGAUGUUUGGCAUCCACGAGAGCAUCCAGAGGAGUGGGAGUAGUAUGAAAGAAGAGCCCAUGGUGGCCGGGAUGAACGCGGUUCGCACAUGGAUGCAGGGCGCCGGAGUGCUGGACGCAAACACAGCCGCCCAGAGCGGAGUGGGUCUCGCUCGGGCGCACUUCGAGAAGCAGCCGCCCUCCAACCUCCGCAAGUCCAACUUCUUCCACUUCGUCCUGGCUUUGUACGACAGGCAGGGUCAGCCGGUGGAGAUAGAGAGAACCACAUUUGUCGACUUUGUGGAGAAAGAAAAGGAAACGACGGGGGAAAAGACCAACAAUGGCAUUCAUUAUAGGCUUCAGCUCCUCUACAGUAACGGAAUCAGGACAGAGCAGGAUUUAUAUGUUCGACUUAUUGACUCCAUGACUAAACAGGCGAUUGUUUACGAGGGUCAGGAUAAAAAUCCAGAGAUGUGUCGGGUUCUGUUGACCCACGAGAUCAUGUGCAGUCGGUGCUGCGAUAAGAAGAGUUGCGGCAACAGGAACGAGACCCCGUCAGACCCUGUCAUCAUCGACAGGUUCUUCCUCAAGUUCUUCCUGAAGUGCAACCAGAACUGCCUGAAGAAUGCAGGGAACCCUCGAGACAUGAGACGUUUUCAGGUGGUUGUGUCGACUACGGUGAGCGUUGAGGGUCACGUCCUGGCCGUGUCCGACAACAUGUUUGUGCAUAACAACUCCAAGCACGGUCGGCGGGCUCGGCGGCUCGACCCCUCGGAAGGAACGCCGUCCUACCUGGAACACGCAACCCCGAGCAUCAAAGCCAUCAGUCCGAGCGAAGGAUGGACCACAGGGGGCGCAACAGUCAUCAUCAUUGGAGACAACUUCUUCGAUGGCCUCCAAGUCAUUUUUGGAACAAUGCUGGUCUGGAGUGAGCUGAUCACUCCGCACGCCAUCCGUGUGCAGACUCCGCCCAGGCACAUCCCAGGGGUGGUGGAAGUCACGCUGUCCUACAAAUCCAAGCAGUUCUGCAAAGGCACACCUGGACGCUUCAUCUACACAGCACUAAACGAGCCGACAAUAGACUACGGCUUCCAGAGAUUACAGAAGGUCAUCCCAAGACACCCUGGAGACCAGGAGAGAUUACCCAAGGAGGUGAUAUUAAAGAGAGCGGCUGACCUGGUGGAGGCCUUGUACGGGAUGCCUCACAACAAUCAGGAGAUGAUUCUCAAACGAGCGGCGGACAUCGCAGAGGCCCUCUAUACGACGGUGCCACGGGGGCACAACCAACUCGCCGGCCUGGGCAGCAGCUCCGUCCAUGCAGGCAUGAUGGCCGUAAACUCCUUCACUGGGUCGGAGGUGGCGCAGACGGCCAAUCAAGGUUUCAGUAGAAGUACAAGCAGCGUGUCCCCUCAUGGUUAUGUCCCCAGCUCAACUCCUCAGCAGAGUAGCUACAGCUCUGUGUCCACUAGCAUGAAUGGCUACGCUAACUCUGGCAUGGCAACCCUGGGCACCUCACCCAACUUCCUCAAUGGAUCUGCAGGCAACUCGCCCUAUGCUAUCGUCCCAUCCAGCCCGACCAUGGCGUCGUCAACCAGCCUGGCGUCCAACUGCAGCAGCUCCUCCGGCAUCUUCUCUUUCUCCCCGGCCAACAUGGUCUCCGCCGCCGUCAAGCAGAAGAGCGCCUUUGCCCCCGUCGUUCGGCCCCAGAACUCACCCCCUCCUACGUGCACCAGCGCUAACGCUAACAGCCUCCAAGAUCAGUCUUUUGUGGACUCUAGCAAGUACUCAUCAGCCAGCUCUCUGCAGGGCCUGGCCUUCUCUUGAACAAUCCCUGGGAUGAUUGUUCCACCCAUGUAGAGGAUGUGGGAAGCAGGAGUUUUUUUAGGGGGAAUGCUGAGAGGAAAGGACCCGGUAGCGAAGCCUGGCGAGUCUCCAUUAUUCUCCAGGAACCGAAGAUAAGAUGCGGGGCUGUGAAACUCAGGCUUUUCCAAAGGGGAUUUCAUCGGAAUGGGAGAUAAAGGAGACAUAUUGAGCCUUUGUCAUGUUUUUUUGUUUUUAAAUCCCUUUUUUUUGGUUGAAUUAGUGUAGCAUCUCUGACGCCAUGUUGGAUGGAGUUUAAAGAGACAGUGAGACACUGACCUCAUGAAAAGAGCAUUUAUUUAUCUUGAUGUUUAUGGCUGGAAGCUUUGGGUUUGUUCGCAGAAGGCCUCGGCGGCGCCUGUUCUGUCCGUUGGCAGCAACUCGCACAGGUCUGCAACACAAAAUACAAAGAAAACAAAGAAAAGAACAAAAUCCGUCCUCAUUGUUUGCUGCUAAUUAUCUCAUAAAUCUAAAGAAUUGUCCUUUUUAAGAUCCCCCCCCCAAAAAAAAAAAAAAACCUGCCUUUGUGUUUUUUUUUCUUUCAUUUCUCGUUUGUUUGUAUGACUUUUGAUAAAACUGUGAGGAUUGAGCUGUUUGCAAUAUGCUUUUACCUGCUUUGUGAUGUGAAGAAAAAGGUGAAGAUUUAGACUUUUUUGUUUGGAAAUGUUAGUGAAGACUUGAAAAGCCAGAGGAUGCGCACGUCCAGCCAGCACUGGUAUUGAAGGAGCCUAGCAAUUACCGAAUUUAACAAAAAAAAAAAAAAAA